AGCAUAUUAUUUUGACAGCGGCCAUUCGGUAAACUUUAAAAACGUGUUUACCGGACCAGGCGGCAGCGUAGCAAUUGUUGGUAAUUGUUGUUUUCCUCUGCGCGUAUCGCCAUGGAUAUCGUAAAGGAAGUGCUGCAGCAGCAGCAGCAGAAUCUGCAAAAGUACAAACCGAUCACGGUUGAGAAGGCGCUGGAACCGACGAUCGAUGUGGGCCACAUGCUGGUGAGCGAUCCGAACUACUACGACGAGGAACAGAUGAAAGCGGACCGCGAAAAGUACGUGCUCGAUUUGACGCGCGACAAUGUGCAGCUUCUGAUAAACAGCAUCUGGCAGCUGCCGACGGAGCGGGUCGAGGAAUCGAUCGUUGCUAAGCUACCGCCGCCGAAGGCCCCGUUGCCGCGGGCCCGCAAGCUGCCCGUCCCGAAGCCGCUCACCAAAUGGGAGGAGUUUGCCAAAAAGAAGGGCAUCAAAAAGCGCACCCGUGACAAGAAGGUGUUCGACCCGGUGCUGGACAAAUGGGUACCGACCUACGGCUACCAGCGGUACAAGGCCGAGAAGGAGAAGGACUGGGUGUUGGAGGUACCGCAGAACGAUCCGUACCGGGACAUGUUCAAGGAGAAGCGCGAUCUGCGCCUCGAGCGCGUGGCUAAGAAUGAGGUGGCGCGCAUGAAGAACAUUGCCCGGGCGAAGAAAAUCGCCACCCCGCGGACCGGUUUCGUCGGUCCCGAGACUGCAUCCGCCAAACAGCUCAUCACCGCGUCCAACAUAGUGAAAGCGUCGACGGCCUCGGUGGGAGUGUUCCAGGAGUCGCUGCCGAACGAGAAGCAGGCGCGCGGCCUCGGUGUCAAGGAGCUGAUGCCGGGCGAGAAGCGCAAGAAAAAGGUAUCGAGCGUUGCCGGCGAAAAGCGGCGCAAUCUGGAGAUAGUGAAUAAGGUGCUGAACAAGAAGCCGAAGAUCGACAUCGAUCGGGCGAUCUCGCUACAGAAGGCGGAAGCACGCGCAGAACGCGAGGCAGAGGAAGGCGGAGAGGACGGUGGAAGGACGAAGAAAAAGGGGGGCAAAAAGUCGAAAGCGUUCAGUCGCAAGAAACCGAAGGGUGGGCAAGGCAAGCGAAAUCACAGCAAGCGGGCCGUUGGUCGGAAACGUCGUUAAGCAUAAGACAUUGGCAGGAUAAUGGUAAACAAAAACAACAUACAAUUAUACAUGAAUAUAUAUCAUUUAUAUUAACGUAACAUGAAAGCUCGGAUACGCUCGGAAUACAUUGAGAAACUUGUCGGCGAAGUCUAUCGGUCGGCGGUGAUAGAAAACGAAGCCGUUCGAUUGUGCGAACCGAAACCCUUCCGCAGAAGAUUGUGGUGCAUUGAAAUAUCGAUCCCAAAGAGACCGAUGUACAUACUAUCUCCUUUAAACGCUAUUACGUCACAGCUGGCAUGCACUGUCGCCUGAGUCAGACGGAGAGAACAUGAAAAUUCUAAAUCUUCCCUACCACUCCGCAAUCAUAGUAGGUGAAGGACAGCGUUCGUGUAGCAGCAACCAGGUCAAAACCGCCGGACGAGGCAGCGGUAGUGUCAAUCAUUGAAAUUAGUUACAUAUCGCACGUUUCGUAGCAUGGAUUAAAUAAGUUUUCGUGCACUCGGCGCGCAGUUUAACGCAAUCCCACAACAGCUGCAAAUGGAAUUAUCCUUACCGAAGGAGGCAGCCUGCACUGCAACACUGCAAAAGAAAAGGGAACAAACGUCCGCCUCGCUCUCUCUAUCGCUCUGCUCUACAACUGUCAGUCGACGCUGUCAGUGAGGUGCGAACAGUUUGGGGGAAAUCAUACACACGCAGAACAACACAACAUCGCCUGUGCGGGCACGGUGCGGAAGGAAAAAUUUGGACAUUCCAACUCAUCCUUAUCGCAGCUAUCGACACGAAUCGUUUUCGCUUGCACUGGACCGAUUGCCCAUUUCCUGCUGAUACGGCGAUAUGCACCGGACUCUGUAAUUGCGGAGAUCAUCCAGCACAACUAGCACGGCCAACGUUUGCAUCGGAACCACAUCGAUCGCUGCUGUGUGUGUGUGCCGGGUAUGUGUAGUGCGUGUGUCCGUGUCCUGCAGUAGCGCCCGGAAUAGUGUUGCCGAACCGAGUGCGCAAUAGCCGCGCGUGACCACCACCAUGAGCACCCUGUUUGCCCGGGUGUUCCGGCAGGCAUGGGCCACGUUCGAGCACACCGGAGCGGGGGACGCAAAGUUCGCCAGCAAUCUGAACGCGCUGCGCCGCCUGGUCGACCAGCUUACGCUGGCGGACAUUGGGCUGGAACCGUCGCUCGUCGCGACGGAAACGUUCCAGCAGCCGACCAAGGCGCCCUGCACGUACGUCGGUGUGUUCGAGAACGACCGCUUCGCGAUGUCGGUGUUUGUGCUGCGGGAAAACUACACCAUGCCGCUGCACGACCACCCCCAGAUGCACGGCCUGCUGCGGGUCGUGUCGGGGGCGGUACAGAUCUGCAGCUACAGUGAGAUCGCGCGCCGCGACACGGUGGAACCGAGAGCCGAGGGCGGCACCCUCCGCCGGCACGUGCUGGUGGUGGCCGAGCCGGAAAAGAUUAUCAGCUCGGCGGCCGGCGACUGUGCCGUGCUGACGCCGACCGAGCGGAACUUUCACGAGAUAACGGCGAUCGGGGGCCCGGCCGCCUUCUUCGACAUCCUCAGCCCGCCGUACAACACGGCCAGCCAGCCGCAGUACUACUUCUACCGGAAGGUGCCCGUCCCGCGGCAUCUGGCCGAGAUGGAACCGCUCGGGUUUGGCGGCCCGGACAAACCGUCCGCCCAGGAGGACGAGCGGCCCCGGUACGUGCUGGAGACGAUUCCCAACCCGGAACACUACUACUGUGAUACGGUGCACUACGCCACGCCGGAGUUUAUGUAUCAACAGGCGGAAGGAGGAGGCGGAGGUGGAGGAGGCGUUUAAGGGUCGUUUCAGGGGAAGGAUUGCGAAACAAGCCGAAGAGAGUCCCGGGGGAGGAAAAAAGGCGAUCGACUACUAACUACAAAUUAUAAUUAGCAUUUUGCACUCGAACGCUUCGAUGCUGGUGGUUUCUUUUUAAUUUGUUGGAUUGUUAUUUUUGUUUUUGUUAUGUUAUAUUUUUUUUGUUCUUCUUCGUCACUAUUAGAAGAAACCGCAGUAGGCAUCGUUCGAGCCUAGCGUAGUGUGUGUGUUUCUCACCCCGUUUUUUACAGGAGCGCCUGGAAGAUGGAGAAGGAGGCGCUGGCGUUGCGUUGAUGCAACGGCCAUGCAAUACUGCACGCGUAGUAGUACCGUUACUGAAUAGUAGAAGGGCACUUCACCCUUAAUAAACAAGCAAGCAAGCAAGCAAGCAAGCAAAGCCUAACGAAAGUUCAAUAAAACCAAAUUUAACUCUA
Molecule: messenger RNA, 3404 nt
Organism: Anopheles gambiae (African malaria mosquito)
Lineage: Eukaryota; Metazoa; Arthropoda; Insecta; Diptera; Culicidae
Product: ribosome biogenesis regulatory protein homolog
Exons: 4
Coding region: 112-1152 (346 amino acids)
Biological process (GO): ribosomal large subunit biogenesis; ribosome biogenesis; endonucleolytic cleavage in ITS1 to separate SSU-rRNA from 5.8S rRNA and LSU-rRNA from tricistronic rRNA transcript (SSU-rRNA, 5.8S rRNA, LSU-rRNA)
Cellular component (GO): preribosome, large subunit precursor; nucleolus; nucleus
Molecular function (GO): protein binding
Source: RefSeq, a predicted model, not a curated record